CGGUGGAGGGCAGGCCGGGGAAGAGGCGUGUCGGAGACUCCCGGGGUGUAGCCGUGCCCGCGGGUCCGCUGUGGCCGGAGAGGGGAAGAUUCAGGUCCACGCCUCCGUGAGCCGCCUCUGCCCAAACGCCUCAGCCUGGCCCCCCGCGAUUAACCGGGGAGGAACCGAAACCUGGAUGGGCUCUAGCAUCUCCCGCAGAGCGCUUGGUUGACCGCAGCAGCCGAGGCAGGUAAAAGGAUUGCUGUUUCAACUCAGGGAAGCAGUAGCCUCGUUGUCUUUGUGUUUAAACUGCAGCAGCAACUUGGAGACCAACAAUGAAGCCAUGAUAUCUGAGAACAAAGGAGCAUUUGCCAACUAAAUGUCAGCACAUUUCACGGGAUUGUGUAACAACACUGCAGCAGACCUGUGUGUCAGCUAGCACAGCGAGAAUGUUGUCUUCCAGCACUACUUAUUGGAAGAGGUUUUAAUGUAGAUUCCUGAAACUUGUCAUUUAUCAAAUGAAAUAAAAAUGAGUGAAGCCCCCAGAUUCUUUGUUGGGCCUGAAGAUGCAGAAAUAAACUCUGGAAAUUAUCGUCGCUUCUUCCACCAUGCAGAUGAAGAGGAGGAGGAAGAGGAUGAGUCUCCACCAGAAAGGCAGAUUGUGGUUGGAAUAUGUUCCAUGGCAAAGAAAUCCAAAUCCAAACCCAUGAAGGAAAUUUUGGAACGGAUCUCCUUAUUUAAAUACAUCACAGUAGUAGUUUUUGAAGAGGAAGUAAUUUUGAACGAACCCGUGGAAAACUGGCCUUUAUGUGAUUGUCUUAUUUCUUUCCAUUCUAAAGGAUUUCCCCUGGACAAAGCAGUUGCCUAUGAAAAACUCAGGAAUCCAUUUGUAAUCAAUGACUUGAAUAUGCAGUAUCUCAUACAAGAUAGAAGAGACGUUUAUAGCAUUCUUCAAGCUGAAGGCAUCUUACUUCCUCGGUAUGCCAUUCUGAACCGUGACCCAAAUAACCCGAAAGAGUGCAAUCUGAUUGAAGGAGAAGAUCAUGUAGAAGUCAAUGGGGAAGUUUUCCAGAAGCCAUUUGUAGAAAAGCCAGUCAGUGCAGAAGACCACAAUGUUUACAUUUAUUAUCCAACAUCUGCCGGUGGUGGAAGCCAGAGACUUUUCAGAAAGAUUGGCAGUAGAAGCAGUGUAUAUUCUCCAGAAAGCAGUGUGCGAAAAACGGGAUCAUAUAUAUACGAAGAGUUUAUGCCUACAGAUGGUACUGAUGUUAAGGUUUAUACUGUGGGCCCAGACUAUGCUCAUGCUGAGGCUCGAAAAUCUCCGGCUCUCGAUGGCAAGGUCGAACGAGACAGUGAAGGGAAAGAAGUCAGGUACCCAGUCAUUCUCAAUGCACGGGAGAAGCUGAUUGCGUGGAAAGUCUGCCUCGCUUUCAAGCAAACAGUUUGUGGUUUUGAUUUGUUACGUGCCAAUGGACAGUCCUAUGUCUGUGAUGUCAAUGGCUUCAGUUUUGUGAAAAAUUCCAUGAAGUACUAUGAUGAUUGUGCAAAAAUACUUGGCAAUAUUGUCAUGCGAGAGCUUGCUCCACAGUUUCACAUCCCCUGGUCAAUACCCUUAGAAGCUGAAGACAUUCCCAUUGUACCAACCACAUCUGGAACGAUGAUGGAACUUCGGUGUGUCAUAGCUGUCAUACGACAUGGAGAUAGAACACCGAAACAGAAGAUGAAGAUGGAAGUGAGGCAUCAAAAGUUUUUUGAUCUUUUUGAAAAGUGUGAUGGCUACAAGUCAAGGAAGUUAAAACUCAAGAAGCCAAAACAGUUACAGGAAGUCCUGGAUAUUGCACGGCAGCUUCUUAUGGAGCUGGGGCAAAACAAUGACUCUGAAAUUGAAGAAAACAAGUCAAAACUUGAACAACUUAAGACUGUGUUAGAGAUGUAUGGUCAUUUUUCUGGAAUAAAUCGUAAGGUCCAAUUGACCUAUCUCCCUCAUGGCUGUCCUAAAACGUCUAGUGAGGAGGAAGAUAACCGAAGAGAGGAGCCAUCCUUACUGCUGGUUCUCAAAUGGGGAGGAGAGCUAACUCCAGCAGGCAGGGUUCAGGCUGAAGAGCUAGGAAGAGCUUUUAGGUGUAUGUACCCUGGAGGUCAAGGAGAUUAUGCAGGGUUUCCUGGUUGUGGUCUGCUCCGAUUGCAUAGCACCUACCGACAUGACCUCAAAAUAUACGCCUCCGAUGAAGGGCGGGUCCAGAUGACUGCAGCUGCUUUUGCAAAGGGUCUGUUGGCUCUAGAAGGAGAGCUUACCCCCAUUCUGGUCCAGAUGGUGAAAAGUGCAAAUAUGAACGGCCUUUUGGACAGUGACAGCGACUCUUUAAGCAGUUGUCAGCAGCGUGUGAAAGCGAGGCUUCAUGAAAUCCUUCAGAAAGACAGAGAUUUUACAGCCGAAGACUAUGAGAAGCUUACUCCAUCUGGAAGCAUUUCUGUUAUCAAAUCAAUGCAUUUAAUUAAAAAUCCAGUGAAAACCUGUGACAAGGUAUAUUCCUUGAUUCAAAGUUUGACUUCUCAAAUCAGACAUCGGAUGGAAGAUCCCAUAUCAUCUGAUAUCCAGCUGUACCACAGUGAGACUCUGGAACUUAUGCUGCGGAGGUGGUCCAAGUUGGAGAAAGACUUUAAAACAAAGAAUGGAAGAUAUGAUAUUAGUAAAAUCCCUGACAUAUAUGACUGCAUCAAAUAUGAUGUUCAGCAUAACGGUUCCUUGAAGUUAGAAAAUACAAUGGAACUAUAUAGGCUUUCAAAGGCAUUGGCGGAUAUUGUCAUCCCUCAGGAAUAUGGUAUAACUAAAGCUGAAAAACUGGAGAUUGCCAAAGGCUACUGUACUCCUCUCGUUAGAAAAAUCCGGUCAGACCUUCAGAGGACACAAGAUGAUGAUACUGUAAAUAAACUCCAUCCUGUGUAUUCUAGAGGUGUCCUGUCUCCUGAACGCCAUGUCCGCACCAGACUGUAUUUUACUAGUGAAAGUCAUGUGCAUUCCUUAUUGUCCAUUCUUCGCUACGGCGCGUUAUGUGACGAAUCAAAGGAUGAGCAGUGGAAACGAGCCAUGGAUUAUUUAAAUGUUGUCAAUGAACUCAACUACAUGACUCAGAUUGUUAUCAUGCUUUAUGAGGAUCCUAACAAGGAUCUUUCCUCGGAGGAACGCUUUCAUGUUGAAUUACACUUUAGUCCUGGAGCCAAAGGCUGUGAAGAAGAUAAGAAUUUACCAUCUGGCUACGGGUAUAGGCCAGCUUCCAGGGAGAACGAAGGCAGAAGGUCUCUUAAAACUGAUGACGAUGAACCUCAUACUUCUAAAAGAGAUGAAGUUGAUCGAGCUGUAAUACUGUUUAAACCAAUGGUAUCAGAACCAAUUCAUAUACACCGGAAGUCACCACUUCCAAGGUCUAGGAAAGUGGCUACAAAUGAAGAAGAGAGCCCCCUGAGUGUGUCUAGCCCAGAGGGUACUGGUACCUGGCUGCAUUAUACCAGUGGUGUGGGUACUGGGCGUCGAAGACGCAGAUCAGGGGAACAAAUCACCUCUUCCCCUGUCUCCCCCAAAUCAUUGGCUUUCACAUCCAGUAUUUUUGGCUCAUGGCAACAGGUUGUAUCUGAAAAUGCCAACUAUCUUCGAACACCACGAACUCUUGUGGAACAGAAGCAGAACCCUACUGUAGGGUCUCACUGUGCGGGCCUGUUUAGCACCUCAGUGCUCGGGGGUUCUUCAAGCGCACCUAACCUACAGGAUUAUGCUCGUACUCAUCGUAGAAAGCUGACCUCCUCUGGCUGCAUAGAUGACGCCACACGCGGGUCUGCUGUUAAAAGGUUUUCUAUCUCAUUUGCUCGACACCCAACCAAUGAAUACCUAUACCUCUGUAGGUGCUGGUCUGCUUCCUCUGUGGAAUUUCUAGGCUCCGGCGGCUUUGAGCUGUAUUCCAUGGUCCCAUCCAUCUGUCCUCUGGAAACUCUUCACAAUGCCCUGUUUUUAAAGCAAGUGGAUGACUUUCUGGCUUCCAUUGCUUCUCCAUCAACUGAAGUUCUCCGCAAGGUCCCUGAAAUGUCCUCUAUGGCCUCACGUGCCAGUCCAGCAAUGAGAAGAAAAAUUUCCCUAAAUACGUAUACACCUGCAAAGAUCCUCCCCACACCACCGGCUGCCUUAAAGAGUACUAAAGCAAGCGGCAAAGCAGACGAAGAGGUGUGACUUGUGUCAGUCAGCAGAGCCAGUAAUCAGGGGACCAAAGUAGUCAGCGGGCCAUCUCCAGCAGCUACCUCAGCUCGGAAGAAGAGCUUAGCUGGCAAAACUGAGGGCCAAGAACACAAGAAAAGCACCGGGAAAAAAAGAUGAACUCACACCAGAAUCAAAAGUUCCCAUACUUAGAAAGGGACUUGUUGCUUAGCGAAAGAUUUGUAAGAAACCUUGACUGAAGCUGGUCAGAGCCAGUGGUACAUGUGUUACCAGACCUGACUUUAUACAUUUGUGUAUUUGCUUUAAACACCUCAAAAACCAGAGGACCCUGUGUUUUUAUUCUGAUGGAGAGCUUUGGCAGGAUCUAGAAAUGUUCAAAAUGUCUGUCAGCUUUCUGUGUGUGAAAAAUUCAUGACACCUGCUGCUGUCACUGUGAUGGUUACCGUGUGCCUGUGGCACAGACAAAGGACGCAAAAAUCCGGCUGACUGGUACCAAAGUGCACUCUGAUCAGGUGAUUCUCUGCACACCUGAGUCUCCCCAAGAUUGCAUUCAGUAAGAUUGGACAGGCGAGAUCACCUGUGGAGGACUUUUCUUAAAGUGCAUUUCCAAAGAGAGCUCGUCGACCAUUUACAUUAGAAUUUUUUUUGUUAUUGUUACUAUAGCCUAUGCUGCGAUAUUUAUUGACUGGAAAAUAUAGAACAUGAAUUAUUUUUUCAAUUUGUGCUUUGAAUUUUAUAUUAUAAAUUAUUUAAAAUAUUACAAAUACAGGUGGGAGAACUAUACCUUUAUACACAUAAAUUUGCAAAUUCAUUUGUAGAAAAUAUUUUCUUUAUACAUUUCUUUACCAUAAAAGGUACUUGGUUCAUCCAGAAAAAUUUUGUUUUCUGUAUUAGCAAGAAAGGCAUUUUUUAGACUUUCUUUAUGAGCUGUAACUGAUAAGUUUGUAAAUCUUACACUUGAUUUUCAGAGUUUUUCUUGAGACCUAUAGACUCAGAUCCAAAAUGGGAGUUGUUAAUGUUAAACUGAAUUCUGCUGUUAAUAAGUGUCAUCUAUGAUACGUUUCUUGUGUUUCCAUUCUUAUGUUCAAUGUAUUUGUUGAUUUCAUCAAAAAAAUCAAAGAUAGUAAGUAAAUGCCAUUUAUAAAUGAUAAGAUUUGGGAGAUUGAGAUCACUGUUGUAAUUUCAUCUAAUAUUUUUACAAAAAGAAGAAAUCAUCAUUCUUGGUGCUUUUUCCCCUUGAUGCACAAAUAAUUGUACGAAACAUUUAAAAUGAUUUAGAAACUAAACAGUGCAGCCUGCUAAAUAACAGUCUCAAGCAUUGGAUGUGACAGGACUUGAAGUAGUCAGCUGUAGCUUCAACUUAUAUUUAGUACUGCUGGACCCUUACUGUAUAAGUACAGUUAUCGUAAUGCUUCAAAAGUGACUUCUAACCUUACAGUUCCUCAUCCUACAGGAACUGACUUGUAGAGAAUAGGCAUAUUAUGUUAUCUUGGUUGUUUUAAAAGGGAUGAGAUACAAACGUUACAAAUGUAUACAAUUAAAUAAGUUCAUAUACUUCACUUGAAUGUAAAUGGAUUAUAUGGUGAUGUAUCUUGUAAACAAAUGAAUGUAUGUUAGUUUUCUGUAUGUGAAUAUGUGAUUAAUGUGUUUAUGGUGGGGUGAGGAUACUACUUUAUUUUUUAAGUGGAAUGAAUUAAAAUUCUUUCUAGAAUAAGA
This is a messenger RNA of Peromyscus maniculatus bairdii (prairie deer mouse), 5899 nucleotides long. It is a transcript of the gene Ppip5k2, whose product is annotated as diphosphoinositol pentakisphosphate kinase 2. Gene Ontology annotation, molecular function: 5-diphosphoinositol pentakisphosphate 1-kinase activity; inositol hexakisphosphate kinase activity. Gene Ontology annotation, biological process: inositol metabolic process; inositol phosphate biosynthetic process. The record is from RefSeq and is a predicted model, not a curated record. Lineage: Eukaryota; Metazoa; Chordata; Mammalia; Rodentia; Cricetidae. Gene Ontology annotation, cellular component: cytosol.